Bombyx mori (domestic silkworm) is the source of this 1007-nucleotide messenger RNA. Its product is annotated as 32 kDa apolipoprotein. NCBI's taxonomy places the organism in Eukaryota, Metazoa, Arthropoda, Insecta, Lepidoptera, Bombycidae. Gene Ontology annotation, biological process: response to reactive oxygen species; lipid metabolic process. The record is from RefSeq and is marked provisional. Gene Ontology annotation, molecular function: pigment binding. Gene Ontology annotation, cellular component: cytoplasm.
UGGACAUCAUGUGGCGUUUGACUGUACUGGUUCUCGCGGCGACUGCCUCAGCUCAAAUACCUACAUUAGGAUGGUGCCCCGAUUUUCAGUCGAUGGCGAAUUUCAACAUGAACCGGUUUUUGGGUACUUGGUAUGAAGCCGAGCGGUUCUUCACCGUCAGCGAACUUGGCUCUAGAUGCGUCACCACCAACUAUGUGAGCACUCCUGAGGGAAGAAUCAUUGUAUCCAAUGAAAUCGUCAAUUCUUUAACGGGAAUGAAACGCCUUAUGGAAGGUAGCCUUCAGAUGAUAGGGCGCGAAGGCGAGGGACGCUUCAUGAUUAAGUACUCAUCAUUGCCACUUCCGUAUGAGUCCGAGUUCUCAAUCCUGGACACGGACUACGACAACUAUGCGGUGAUGUGGUCAUGCAGCGGCAUAGGGCCGGUUCACACUCAGAACACCUGGCUUCUGACCCGCGAGCGUCUCCCAUCCUUGCUGGCGAUGCAGAACGCCUACGCAGUGCUAGAUCGAUUCAAGAUUUCUAGGACAUUCUUCGUGAAAACCAACCAGGCUGACUGCACGAUCCUACCCGACCCGGUGGCCAUCCCGAUAGAAGCGAAGUCUGCUGAUGUUAUUAAGAACGUAGAUAUUAAAGUUAAAGAGAAAGAGCCCGUAGAGGAUUCGGAUUCUGUUAAGAAGCAAAUAAUCGACGAAGUCGUGGAAGAACGGUCGGCGGUGCCAGAAAUUUCUUUUGAACCCAAACCCGUACCUGUACCAGAAAUGAUAUUGACAGAGAACGAGAAAAAAGGGGAAAAUAUGGAAGAACCUAAAGCGGAAGACAAGGCAGAAGCAGUGGAACCUAAGGCUGUUGAAACCACCACAAUAUAACUCAAUAAAAAUUAAUAAGUGCCUGUGUAUUUUUUAUGUAAUUUACUGAGCGUCUGAAUAAAGUAUUGUCUUGGAAUAUGCUAUUAGUAGAUAAAAUUUACUAUUACAUAUUAUAUCGGAUAUUAAUUAGUAUUAUUCUAG